UACGUCAUUACCAAAGCUUAAUAUUAGCAUUCUUUGCAUUUUAAUUUCAAGCUGUAACUGUAACCAACCAGUUGUUUAGCUGUUCAUCCCUGGCUGCCUCUGGAUGGAAAUUACAAGAUAUUAAGGUUGUCGCUCGUGGCUUGGUAAUGGAUUCAAUUGAUACUAGUAAGCGCAAACCCAGACGCACACAAGGCACGCCAUCCUAUUUCUAUCGGAAUCGCUUUGCCUACGCCUUCAUUGCCGCUGGAACGGUACUAUUUGGAAUUUGGAGCUUGACGCCCAUGCAACGCAUUGCUAACGAAAAACUUCACAAGCAAUUUUCGCAGCCCACUGAAGCUGAAAAAGAUCGUAAAGGCUUGUUUGAUUUUACAGCGCCGCGCCGUGGACAGUUCAUACGCGAGGCUAUUGAGGAGAGUCAAGAAAUGCAGAGACGUUAAAUAACAAGAUGGAUAGACAGACACGCAAAACAAAUUUAAAGAAACUCCAACAAGAAACGGGUUCAACAAAGCUGCGGUAAGGGUGCAGCCAAAUAUCUCGUAAUUGAUUUGUUAGUUGUUUACCAAUAAAAUGUUGUGCUACAUA
Molecule: messenger RNA, 582 nt
Organism: Drosophila busckii
Lineage: Eukaryota; Metazoa; Arthropoda; Insecta; Diptera; Drosophilidae
Exons: 3
Coding region: 147-437 (96 amino acids)
Source: RefSeq, a predicted model, not a curated record